This is a messenger RNA of Cricetulus griseus (Chinese hamster), 456 nucleotides long. The record is from RefSeq and is a predicted model, not a curated record. Lineage: Eukaryota; Metazoa; Chordata; Mammalia; Rodentia; Cricetidae.
AUGAGAAGAAACAGAAACACAUCGCUAGACACUGUAGUGACAGAUUUCAUUCUCCUUGGCUUGGCUCACCCUCCAAAUCUAAGAACCUUCCUCUUCCUGGUCUUCUUCCUCAUUUACAUCCUGACACAGCUGGGAAACCUGCUCAUUCUGCUCACUGUGUGGGCUGACCCCAAGUUGCACGCCCGUCCUAUGUACAUUCUUCUAGGUGUGCUCUCAUUCCUGGACAUGUGGCUGUCCUCUGUCAUCGUUCCUCGACUUAUUUUAAAUUUCACUCCUGCCAGCAAGGCUAUCCCAUUUGGUGGCUGUGUAGCUCAACUCUAUUUUUUCCACUUCCUAGGCAGCACUCAGUGCUUCCUCUACACUUUGAUGGCCUAUGACAGGUACCUGGCAAUAUGCCAGCCUCUUCGCUACCCUGUGCUCAUGAAUGGAAAGUUAUGCACAAUCUUAGUGGCUGGA